Molecule: messenger RNA, 738 nt
Organism: Myodes glareolus (Bank vole)
Lineage: Eukaryota; Metazoa; Chordata; Mammalia; Rodentia; Cricetidae
Source: RefSeq, a predicted model, not a curated record
CAGAUUAUCAAUAAAAAUAAUAGACGACUUGCAGAAGUAUGGAUGGAUGAAUUCAAGAAUUUCUUCUAUAUAAUUUCUCCAGGUGUUACAAAGGUAGAUUAUGGAGAUAUAUCAUCAAGACUUGGUCUGAGACAUAAACUACAAUGCAAACCUUUCUCUUGGUACCUAGAAAAUAUUUACCCUGAUUCUCAAAUUCCACGUCACUAUUUCUCAUUGGGAGAGAUACGAAAUGUGGAAACAAAUCAGUGUCUAGAUAACAUGGCUAGAAAAGAGAAUGAAAAGGUUGGAAUUUUCAAUUGUCAUGGUAUGGGAGGCAAUCAGGUUUUCUCUUAUACUGCCAACAAAGAAAUUAGAACCGAUGACCUGUGUUUGGACGUUUCCAAACUUAAUGGCCCAGUUACCAUGCUCAAAUGCCACCAUCUAAAAGGCAACCAGCUCUGGGAGUACGACCCAGUGAAAUUAACCCUGCAGCAUGUGAACAGUAACCAGUGCCUGGAUAAAGCCCCGGAAGAGGACAGCCAGGUGCCCAGCAUUAGAGACUGCACUGGAAGCCGGUCCCAGCAGUGGCUUCUUCGAAACGUCACCCUUCCGGAAAUAUUCUGAGACCAAAUUUACAGCAACAACAACAAAAAGAAAAAUGAAAGAAAAAAAAUAAGGAUUGACUGGGCUACCUCAGCACACGUUUCUGCCACAUUCUUAAGUAGCAAAAAAGGAGAAGUGUUUUCCUCUUCUGUGGGA